GCUAGCGCUACGUCAUGGAGCACCGUCCGUUGUGUGUGCAUAGACAUCUGAACUGCAGAACUUCACUUCCACGGGCGGCUGUCAAGCUCUGGUUGACAUUUGCGCUUCGCAGGAUCACCUAAGCAGACGUCGCAGUACGCGCAAGUCACUCGCCACUCGGCUGUCUGGUACUCCGUUAUCUGUAUCCACAGCUGAGCCCCCUUGCCCAGCUCCGUAUCUACGCAUCAUUUUUAUGGCCUCAUAACCCACCGACGCUGCGAACAACACAACCGCUAUCAUGACCGCGGACAACGCGCCUGCCGAGCGGUUCGGCCGCCCGCGAUGGCUGCUCCAUGUGCAGGCCGAGAUAUGGCGCUUUCUCAUGGGCAUCGGAAUGAUGUUGCACAAGCUCGCUAGACCGCUGCCGCCCAAGCCAUCCUUCAACCGCAACAUCGAGUCGACCGUGUCGCCCCUCAAGGGCAACUUCAAACUCCAUUUCUACGUCCCCAAGGACUACAACAGGGUGAAGAAGCUGAAGGGAGCUAAGAGAUAUCCAUGCGUUAUCAACUUCCACGGCGGAGGGUUCGUGCUAGGAAGCGCGCUGGACGACGCUCGCUGGGCCGGAGUAGUCGUCCAGCAAGUCGGCGCUAUUGUUGUCAGUGUUGACUACCGCUGCGCGCCCGAGUUUCCGUUCCCUACGGCGGUCGAAGAUGGUGCUGAUGCCGUACUGUACCUGGCCCAGCAUGCGGAUGAAUUCUUGAUAGAUCCGAGCCGCUUCGCGAUAUCCGGGUUCUCGUCUGGAGGAAACAUGAGCUUCACUGUCCCGCUGUGUCUACAGGGCGAACUGCUAGACCGCUCGCAGUCUGGCGAGAAGAUUGAAAAUCCCGCGCGCAAAGGCAGCGUCCCUGCCAUUAACAUCCUCGCACCCCCCACAAAAGUGCACUUAAGAGUACCCCCUCCAGCCAACUCAUCCGGAUCGCGCGUCGCACUCUCAAGAACGCCAACCGGCAACAGUCGCCUCGACAGAAUCGCCAUGCUCCGUUCAACAGGCCAUUCCGCCCUGUCGCUUGUGUCCUCCUACAAAGAAGGCUCCGCCGUAGCCGUCGCAACGCAAGGCUCCACGGCCGAAGCCAAAAUCCGUGGCAUCGUCUCAUUUUAUCCGCCCACCGACUACACGCAAACCCGCGCCCAGCGCCGCGCCACCUGCUCCCGCGCAGACCAACUUCUCCCCGCCGUCUUCACCGAGCUUUUCGACGAUUCUUACCUCCAGCCCCCGGCGCUUGACCUCUCGCACCCCUGGCUUAGUCCCGGCGUCGCCCCCGACGCCAUGCUCACCGCGCUGCCCGACGACAUCGUCCUCUUCUGCUGCGAGUGGGACAUGCUGCUGGCCGAGGGCGAGCAGUUCCGGGACCGUCUGAAGAACGGCCUCGGCAAGCGCGUGCAUUACCACAAGGUGCCCGGGGUGCCGCACGGGUGGGACAAGGCACCAAAUCCGCUGCGCGAGAGCCCCGGCGCAAGAGAUCAGUACAAGGUUGCGUGCCGGGAGUUGAAGCGCAUGUUUGAGAUUGAGGAGGAGGAUGUGGAGGGGGACCUGUGCGAGUGUUCGACUCAUGCGGAGAGGGAUGAGGAGGCGAGUAUUGGGAUGGGGAGUUUGAAGGAGGUGCAUACCAAGGAGAGUGCGAGGGAGGGGACGCAGUGAGAUGGGUUUCUUCCUGUCUUGUCUUUGGUUCUGAAAUGUGUGUUAAUUGAUGUGUUUCGGUGGGUGCAUCUCGUUUAGCAUGGCGUUUUGGUGUGGGUUUGUCUUCCACGCAGCAUACAUAGGCGAUGAGAUAAAAGGGCUUUUAUUCUUGUACAUAGAUCGUCGUUGAGAGGGUGGUGUAGAUGGAGAUUUAUUUUAUCGUUAUUCGUUAUUU
Messenger RNA from Paraphaeosphaeria sporulosa, 1892 nucleotides. Its product is annotated as alpha/beta-hydrolase. Lineage: Eukaryota; Fungi; Ascomycota; Dothideomycetes; Pleosporales; Didymosphaeriaceae. The transcript has a single exon. Gene Ontology annotation, molecular function: hydrolase activity. The coding region runs from base 278 to 1678 and encodes 466 amino acids. The record is from RefSeq and is a predicted model, not a curated record.